Messenger RNA from Ziziphus jujuba (common jujube), 3821 nucleotides. RefSeq names its product G-type lectin S-receptor-like serine/threonine-protein kinase At4g27290. Lineage: Eukaryota; Viridiplantae; Streptophyta; Magnoliopsida; Rosales; Rhamnaceae. The coding region runs from base 1138 to 2193 and encodes 351 amino acids. The transcript has 2 exons. Gene Ontology annotation, biological process: recognition of pollen. The record is from RefSeq and is a predicted model, not a curated record.
UUAAAACAUUACAGAAAUAAUACAUUUAAAUUCAUGGUUGGUAUUCUACUCAAAAUAUUUAUGCCUAAUUAAGAGAUUCACUUACCGGCCUUUUUUUAUGUUUUUUUUUUUUUAUUUUAUUUGAUCGGGAUGACUUACCAGCCUUGAUGUACAUGCAAGGUAGACCAACACAGGCAAUUACCAGAUUUAGACUCAAUUCUAAAUAACUCUCAACCCACCAGAUGUCGUUUCCAUCGAAAGAAGACUUUUCUCAAACCAGAAAACAAAAACAGAAAUUAUUCCAUGUUAACCAUAUUAUAACAAAUUACUAACAAACAUUUACAUAAAUAUCUUUUUAAUGGGCAACAUUUCAAAGUAAUAAUAUUAUUUUAUGUAGUGAUUUAUUAUUGUUUUAUACAAUUUCCAUCUCUUACCACCAUAUAAUUUUUCCUUUUAAAAGGAUAAUAGAUGAUGCAAACAAACGGUCAAACAUAGAAAAAUUAUGCCAAGACAAGGGGCUGGACAGUGACAAAUAGUGAAAUAAAAUGCACGCAACAAGACACGCGGCAUGUCCAACUGAUGUAAUUUAGUACAUUUUGGUUUCAUCAUAGUCAAACGUCCUUAGUUUAUUUUUUUAUUUUUUGUUUUCGUUAAAGGACAAUGUGCGUGUAUAUGUAAGGUUAUAAACAUGUUGAAAUUUGCCAAUAUAUAAAUAUAAUUUAUUUAUUUAUCAUGCAUUGUUAAGUUUCAAUGUGGCACCUACUGGUUUGUAGCUACAACACUAGUCGUCACUUCAUUCCACCCUUUGUUAAGUUUUCCAACAAAAUUUUCUCCUGAUUAAACGGAUAUCUAAACGUUUUAAGUAUUAAAUUAUUGAGAAAUUUCUUGCUUACUUUUAUAGAGAUGUAGAAGUUCAGCCGGCCAAACAGUGAAGGUAUAACAUCAGCAUGAGUUUAUUUCCUUUCGAAUGUUCCACUGUGUCUUUAAACAGCUUCUAAGCUGAGAGCUCUGUCUAAGACUUUGAUGAAAUGGGGACUCUUUCUUUUACACUUUUGAGUACCAUUUUUUUGCUCAUCUUCUUCACUGAGAUCUCCUGGGCUGCUGACACCAUUUCUGGGACCCAGUCCAUCACUGGAAAUAGUACCUUAGUUUCAAAAGAUGGAAAUUUUGAAAUGGGUUUCUUCAGUCCAGGUGGUUCAACAAAUUGGUACGUGGGAAUCUGGUACAAGGAUAUACCUGCUAAAGCUGUUUGUUUGGGUGGCAAACCGGCAGAAUCCAAUCAAUGACUCAUCUGGUACUUUGAUGAUAAACAGCACAGGCCAUCUUGUUCUCAGCCAGAAGAGUGGUGUUGUUUGGUCAGCAAACCCAGCUAGACCUAUCCAGACCCCAAUAUUACAGCUUCGGGAUUCUGGAAAUCUAGUAGUAAGAGAUGAUAAAGAUGAGAAUUCAGAGAACUAUGUGUGGCAGAGUUUUGAUUAUCCUUGUGAUACAUUAUUACCGGGUAUGAAGCUGGGAUGGGACUUCAAAACUGGUCUCCAAAGGCGUUUAGUAUCAUGGAAGAGCUCAGAUGACCCUUCUCCUGGAGACCUUACCUGGGAGAUAGAUAUUAAUAACUAUCCUGAGUCUGUCAUGUUUAGAGGCUCCGAGAAGUACUACCGGGGUGGCCCAUGGAAUGGCCUUCGAUUCAGUGGUGCACCAGAGUUAAAACCCAACCCUUUAUUCAAGUUUGAAUUUGUUUUUAAUGAAGAUGAAGUUUACUAUACUUAUAACCUCUUAAAUAAUUCUGAAAAAUCAAGGAUAGUUGUGAACCAGACCAACGGUUAUACAAGGGAUCGUUAUGCCUGGAAUUCAGUGACCCAAAGUUGGGAUGUGUUUGCUACAGUGCCAAGGGAUAAAUGUGACAAGUAUGCUCUUUGUGGUGCCUAUGGAAACUGUAUCAUUGGAGAAUCCCCUGUUUGCCAAUGUCUAGAGGGUUUCAAGCCAAAAGGAAACUUGAUGGACCGGUCUCAUGGAUGUAUACGGAAUAAGCCAUUCAACUGCCAGGACAAAGAUUCAUCUGGGUUUUUAAAAUUCCGCAGCUUGAAAUUGCCAGAGACUGCAUAUUCUUGGGUGAAUGAAAGUUUGAAUCUUAAGGAAUGCAAAGCCAAAUGCUGGAGCAAUUGUUCUUGUACGGCUUAUGCAAAUUCUAAUAUCAGAGGAGGAGGUAGUGGUUAGGUUCAAAAAUGAAGCGUACUGUGUGGAUAGCUGUGCUAGUUUUGCUAGUCACUGUUGUGGUAUGUGGGGUGUUCUUGGUUGCUCACUACAUCCGCAGAAGAAAAACGCUUUGAAGGUAAUACUUUGAAUAGCUUUGUAAAACAUAUAUAUAUAUAUAUAUACAAACCGGCCAUGUCCAAAACUCACUUUAGAGUGGCACACCUUGUCUGUAUAUGGCCAUUAUUCAAGUUCAAAUUAUUCUCAGUUGUAUAUCAACUUACGUUAUUGGAUGAUAUUUCGUUCAGGGAAUGAGAAUGUCAUGUAUAUAUAUAUACGAAGAGAACAUUUUUUUGCUUCUAUAUUUAUGAAAUGGGUAUCAACUUAUUUAUUCAGUUUUUAUGGUAAAUCAACUUAUUUAUCUGGUCUAAACAUUAUGACUUUCUGUUUCCUUUUCAUUGCUUAAUGUGAAACUACCUUCUCUUUUUCUUUGCUCUUCAAUUCCUUCAUUAGACCAUGCAGGGACCAAUAGAAUAAUAAUGAAUCAGAACAAUGCAUGCCAAACAGAAAACCUAGAGGUGUUACUCUUCGACCUAGAUAAGAUUGUUAAAGCCGCUAACAACUUUUCAAGAAGCAACAAGCUUGGUGAAGGUGGUUUUGGACCUUUUUACAGGGUAACCCACAACAUGAUAAUAAGAACUGUCAAAUGUAACACUUAAUCUUAGUUGGUGUAUAUCAUAAUCUUUUAGGAAAUAUAAUUCAGUGCACACUACAAGAUUCUCUUGCGUUGAAGAGGCCAAUCGGUUCAGGAAAAGGACAGAAUGAAUUCAAAAACGAAGUUAUUUUGAUUGCUAAACUUCAGCAUUGAAACCUAGUAAAGCUUCUUGGUUGUUGCUUUCAAGGGGAAGAAAAGAUGCUGAUUUAUGAAUACAUGCCCAACAAAAGCCUGGACUCCAUUUUUGUUUGUAUUCCAUGUAGUCCUUACAAAUUCAAUUAGAACUCACAGAGCAAUUUUUAUAAAACAUAGAACCCUCAAUUUUGUUCUCUAUGAACUCAAGUGGGAUAUUGCCUUUAAUUUGAAUCAGGAUUCUUUCCAGAUCAAACAAAAUGUGAAUUGUUAGACUGGUCCAAGCGCUUUCAUAUAAUCUGCGGAAUUGCUAGAGGACUUCUAUAUCUCCAUCAAGAUUCUAGAUUAAGGAUUAUAUACAGAGAUCUCAAAGCCAGUAUUGUUUUACUAGAUAAAAAAAUGAAUCCAAAAAUUUCAGACUUUAGUAUGGCUAGAAUUUUAAAGGGGAUCAAAGUGAAGGGAAUACAAAGAGAGUGGUUGGAACAUAGUUUUUCAUUAUAAUGCUCUCUACUUCAAAUAUUCAUCUUAAAUUUGUCAAAUGUUCACAAUGAUAUUUUGUGGUAGUUACAUGGCAACCGAAUAUGCCAUAUGUGUGGGCUGUUCUCCGUGAAGUCUGAAGUCUUUAGCUUUGUUAUUCUACUGUUGAUCAUAAUUGGAAAGAAAAACAGAGGUUUCUAUCAUCUAGAAACUAGUGGUAAUUGGAUAUGUAAGUGCCAUUGUUCUUAUUUUUUUUGUUUUCACAUUAACUCAUGUGUUAAAGUAUAUAAUCCAUUCUCUGCCCAUCUCCUAUGAGAUUUAAUAUGAU